This is a messenger RNA of Brassica napus (rape), 1357 nucleotides long. Its product is annotated as MATH domain and coiled-coil domain-containing protein At3g58370-like. The coding region runs from base 1 to 948 and encodes 315 amino acids. Gene Ontology annotation, molecular function: protein binding. NCBI's taxonomy places the organism in Eukaryota, Viridiplantae, Streptophyta, Magnoliopsida, Brassicales, Brassicaceae. The transcript has 4 exons. The record is from RefSeq and is a predicted model, not a curated record.
AUGGUGAAUGAAGCUGAUAACAAGUUCACUUGGGUGAUUAAGGAUUUCUCCUCUUUGCAAUCUGAGGCCAUCAUCUCUGAUAGAUUUUUGAUUGGUGGCUACAAAUGGCAUCUUCUUGUUUAUCCAAAACGAACUCACACUAAUUGCUUGAUUCUGGGAGUAGCAACUUUUGAAUCAUUGCCACUUAGAGAGCACGCAAAAUUUUCAGUCAAACUAGUAAAUCAAAUUUCAGAAAAAUCCUCUAUACUGCGAGAAGUAAAGAAGUGGCGGGUUGACCUAGAGGUUCCCUUAUUUGGAGUUCUAAAAUUAAUUACAUUUACCCAACUUCAUUCCAAAGAUAAUGGACUUCUUGUGAAUGAUGAGCUCGAGAUUGUUGGUGAGGUAGAUAUUCUUCAAGCUAUCGAGGGAUCUCAAGAGGCAGCACAACCAAAGAAAAGAAGAAAGAUGGAUGAUUAUGGUACGGGAUCUAGUGACUUGCACAAGGAAACUCGAGUUGGAAACGAAACCGUAGACGUCAAUGGGUUUCAAGUCUCUACAUCACAAGUAGCAUCUGUGAGGUGUAUAUUUGAAAAACACCCAGACUUUGCAUCAAAAGUCCGUUCUAAUAAUCAGCAUCUGAAGUCGUCAUACAUUAAUGUUCUCCUCGGACUAAUUGAAACACUCUGCCAGUUGCCUGAGAAGCUCUCUGAUGAUGAUUUGGAUGAAGCGUCGGCUGCCGUUUCAUACUUAACCCAGGUUGGCUUUAAAGUGGAUUGGUUGGAGGAGAAGCUGGAGGAAGUAAGGGAAAAGAAGACGAAAGUGUACACUGGCAAGGCUCAGCUGCAACACAUGGAGGAAGAGUUUAAGGUACUCAACAAGAAAUGUUUGGAACUUAAAGACCUAGUGGAGAAGCAGAAUGCAGAUGUGACGGCCGCCAAUGUUGCUCUCUCGUUCAGUGAUGUUGUUUGAUGUUUCAAGACUUGUCAUAAACUAACUUCUAGUUUGCUUUUUCUUUACUUGGUAAGCUGGUGUUCUGGUCGUGUCUUGACUCUGAAAUGAUGGUCUCCUACUCUUUCUUUGAACGCCUUUAAGAUAAAAGAAUCUUAUUACUGGAGUUUUUGUAAUGGAUUACACUUGUUUUUCAGUGGAUAAAUGGUUUAAGCUAGGUUACUUGAUGAUAAAGCAACUGCUCUAUGUCUGAACAGAGUGAGGGUAAUUUGACUAAGCCUUUUCUGAUCAACUGAGACAUUUGUUUGAGACACUCAGAGAUUGCAUCUGAUUCAGUACAAAUAAUCCAAACCUUAGGACAUGUUACAUGAGUUUGCUACUUAGUCUGAUUGAUACUCUACUUAGUCCUUUCAACAAGUAUUAAUUUGUU